AUGAUAGAAGUCCUUCUAACGGCGAUUCCUUCGCUAUGUUGGAUGCUUUUCAGGUGCUACCAGCUCUUUAAAACACCAACAUCCAAACUCGGAUCGUCCCUCAAUUUGGAUAUUCCACAUACUCCGGUGCCUUGCGUGGACUACUUGAGUGAUAGUUCUGUGGUUCUUCAUUGGGAUAUCGAGACACUGCCGGAUGAAAACAUCUUCUACGUGAUAUUAGUCAAUGGAAAAGAUGCAGGGACGUUAGCCCAACACGCAGUCAAAUUGACGAGUUUGGAUCCUGAUUCCGUGUAUCGUAUACAGAUUGUUGCUAUCAAUGUUAUAAGUAACUUCAGGUCACAGUCGGAUGCUAUAUACAUAAGAACUCUUCCCGACAGAGAUCACAGAGCCGAUGCUGCAUGUUUAUCUCGUGAACAUAUUGUGCUCGACGAUCCAAAAAAGUCAGGACGGGGUUUGAAUUUGGACAUCACAACUGCCGAGGCAGAAACACUUGCCUCCAAGGAAUCCCUCCAAAAUACCUUGUACGCAUUGCAGGUCGAAUUGGGAAGAAUCACCAGAGAACAUGCCGCUUUAUCAACUUCACAGCAAAAGGAAGAGGGAACUGUCCGUGAUGAGAUUCUGCGCUAUAAGCUUGAACUUCAAGAAGGCGCUGAGGCUAGAGCAAAGAAGGAGCUGGACUUGAAACAACUCGAACAGAAAAAAGACCUGCUCACUUUCCAAAAGCUAAAGAUCCUGAAGCAACUUAAAAGCCAUACGUCACAGAAGAAUUUGAGUCUUAACAAAUUGGAAGAACUUAGACUGAAAAUUGCAAAGCUCACCGAGAAGAGACACCAUGUGAAAAACACCGCAAACUCGGAACGUGACAAAACACAAAACAAUGUCCAGUCUUUGAAUGAAGAUAUUGACAAUUUGAAGGCAGAAAUACAAAAGAUUGAAGAGUCUAUAAAGGUGGCUAAUUCAGAGAAAAAGGAGUUGAAUUCAACAAUAUCCCUGCUCAAGCCAUUGAUUGAACAAUUUACGACUUCGAAAUCAUUGAACGAUAGCAGAUCGAGCCAGGACUUGACGAGCCCAAGGAGUGAACCUAUCUUCAAUCUGGAUGGAGGUCUUACCGACUUGGGUAACGAAAUUAUCGAGAAAGUAUAUCUCUUGCUGCCAGAGUGGACUCAAAAUACGAACCUGGAGCUCGAAACCCUUCAUGGCCUAGAAUCCUCAUGGAGAAAUACGUUCCGCUUGUCAUUAAGAAAGUAUUUAUCAGUGUAUCAUGGCGUUGAAAGUCUCAAAGCGGCAGCGGACCCAACAUACGUUCCGAAAAGAAAGUCGGAAUACCAGGCAAGUGUAGAGUUUGGUGGACAGAACUAUGCAUUACCCAAACCUCAAAACCUGCCAGGAGAUUCUGACUCGUCACCGGACUACAAUGACGUGCUGGCAGACAACUGGUAUGACUUGACAAGAUCAGUUGACUACGAAUCGCCAAACAUCAGCACCCAAGUAUCGGUUCUGAACAUGCACCAAAUGAAUGAUGUCUCGACCGGACCUUCUAACUCGUUUUUGGCACAACAGGAGUACCCAGAGUUCCAACCAUAUCAGAAAGAUCCAAUGGAGAACAGAUCUCAGGAAGCAUGGAAUGCAUAUCCACAAAUGCCUUCUAUCAGCUUACCGCUGCAGCAACCAGAUAUGUAUCCAACACCUAUUGCAGAGGCACCUCUAGUCAGUGGACCGCAGGUUUUCGGCCCCGAUUAUUCGGACUUGCAGAGUAUGGUUACAGGCAGACAGAUACUUGCCAAUACACUUUCGCCUACAAGUUUGAAGCAAUCGCUUCUGCACAACUCUCAAAAUUCACAGGCCCGUAUUCCAAGCGAUUAUUCCGAUCACCAUCAAAAUUAUCUCAACACCGAUUCCCGCUCGGCUUUUGCUACCCUGCUGAUGCAACCUACAAUGUUCCCAUAUGGUGAGCAAGUAUCGCUCAGCUCUCCUCCGUCUGAGCAGAGUUUAUUGUAUCCCUCAAAUCAGUCAGCGCAUCUUCAAAGCACAUUAUGGAACAAUAACAGUCAAAGUAGCUUCGUCGACUCAAGAAGACCAUUCAACGGGUUGACAUUGCCUAAAGCCAACCAAUUGAGUCCGACUGUCUCGCAGCAAAGUAACAUUGGAAGCGAGCGUGUAUUCAUGAGCCCUGAAAAUAUCUACGGAGAUACGCGAACAUUCAACGAUGCCCAAUCCAUAAAUGAGCAAGUUCACUACGACCCUCAACUCUACAACGACAACUUAUUGUUCAACAAUGGCGGAUUGCUCAACAAUUUCUCGCUUCCUCAGCAAAAUAGCAUUUGGCUGGACAAUCCCAUGGCGCCAACUUACAGCCACAACAGGACUGUGUCGAGCGGAAGCCAGCUUUGGAGAAACGACGGUCUCCGCGCAGACAAGACGCGAACCAGCGAGUUUUCACCCUUCCAACAAGAUCUCAGUACAGAACAGUUCCAAGAGCGGAACGACAGCAGCUUCGAUAUCCGCCUGAUCUGA
Messenger RNA from Australozyma saopauloensis, 2514 nucleotides. RefSeq lists its product as uncharacterized. The coding region runs from base 1 to 2514 and encodes 837 amino acids. Lineage: Eukaryota; Fungi; Ascomycota; Pichiomycetes; Serinales; Metschnikowiaceae. Gene Ontology annotation, molecular function: protein binding. The record is from RefSeq and is a predicted model, not a curated record. The transcript has a single exon.